CGGGGGGCGGGCGCGCGGCGCGCGGGCGGCCAUGGCGGCGGCGGGCGGCGGGCGGAGGUGCCGGCGGCUGGAGGGCGAGGCGGCGCGGGCCGUGCUGGGCGCGGCCGAGGCGCUGCUCUUCGACUGCGACGGCGUGCUGUGGCGCGGCGAGGCGGCGGUGGCGGGCGCGGCGGCGGCGCUGGGGCGGCUGGCGGCGGCGGGCAAGCGGCUCUGCUACGUGACCAACAACAGCAGCCGCACGCGCGGCGCCUACACGGAGAAGCUGCGGCGCCUCGGCUUCCCGCCCGCCGAGCCGCGCCACGUCUUCGGCUCGGCCUACUGCGCCGCCCGCUACCUGCGCCAGGCCCUGCCGCCCGGCGCCGCCGCCUACGUGCUGGGCAGCGCCGCGCUGGGCGCCGAGCUGGAGGCGGCCGGCGUGCCGCACCUGGGCCCCGGGCCCGCCGCCCUGCCGGGCCCCGCGCCCGCCGACUGGGCCCGGGCGCCGCUGGAGCCCGCCGUGCGCGCCGUCCUCGUGGGCUUCGACGAGCACUUCAGCUACGCCAAGCUGUGCCAGGCCCUGCGCUACCUGCAGCGCGACGGCUGCCUGCUCGUGGGCACCAACCGCGACCACCGGCUGCCGCUCGAGGGCGGCGCCGCCAUCCCCGGGACCGGCUGUCUGGUGAAAGCGGUGGAGACGGCAGCGGAGCGCGAGGCAUUUAUUGUCGGCAAGCCCAACCGGUACAUGUUCGAUUGCGUGGCCAGCGAGUUCAACAUCGACCCCGCUCGUACCAUCAUGGUGGGAGAUCGCCUGGACACCGACAUCCUCAUGGGCAACAACUGCGGCCUCACGACUCUGCUGACUCUCACCGGAGUCACCACGCUGGAAGAAGUGAAAGGUCACCAGGAGAGUGACUGCCCUGCCAGGCAAAGCCUGGUUCCCGAUUACUAUGUCGAUAGUAUAGCUGACCUCCUUCCAGCGCUGGGGGAUUAAAUAGCAAAACUCUCACAGCCUUUGAAGCGGUACCCUGAGGAGGGCCCUAAGUAAUCACCUUGUGACAGUAACGUACUCAAUAUACCACCAGAAAUUGGCCACCCUUAGCUUUUUAAGCUUUCUGUCCUCUCUGUAUGAUUUUUGUUUACAUCUUGGUCUUCUAAAAUGCACUUUGAAAGGAAGAGGGCAUUAUGGUGUCACUCAAGUCUUGUGGGUUUGGGGCUUUUUUAUUAUUAUAAGUAAUACAUAUAUCUAACUAUGCGUGAUACUAGGUGUUAUUGUCUUCUAGACUGAGUUGAGGAAAGUAGAGCAGAGUGAUCUGAGGAAAGGAACCCAACAGCUUACAGUAUGUCCUCUCGUGGACAGAGUGUAACUCAGUCUUGUUUAUUCAGGGAAAUAACUCUUCGAGUGUGUAGUUACUCAGUGGCUGUGUUUGGAAAUGCUUGCAGUGGCUGAUGUAACUAGAAUUUGGCCUUAGAUUGGUUUUUCAGACUGGGUCCCAUUCUAGCAGUGCAGCCCAUUGCAAGUGUGACCUCAGGUCAAAGAAAUUGAAAUCUGUCUUUAUUUGAUCACAAAAAUUGCACUUGUGAUGCAGAUUAGAAUGAUUCCACGUGCAAAAUGCGAAUGGUAUCUUCUGUAUACUGUAUUUGUCCAAGUAUUGGAUGUAUAUGUAAAGUACACGUACAUACAAGAACUAUCCUGAUCCUAAAUAUAUAUCAGAAUAUAUUUAAAAUAUAAACUUAAGUAUAAUAUAUGAUAAUAUAUCUUGCUUCCCAAAAGGGAGGAUAAGAGGAAUGUACUUCACUGAUCACUAUAGGUUUAAGUUUUGUAAGCUUUUGCAUUUGGUAAUGCGGAAAGUAUGUAAUCACAUAGGAUGGUCCUGCACUAAUACUGCUUCCCAGAAAUAACUGGAUUGAUUAGACAUGAAGUUAGUCUAAAUUUUCUUAUGCUUCCCUGCUGCCUCAGCAUCAAAAUAAUUGCUUGCCUUGGCUUUAUUUGUAGAAUAUGAAUUAGGGCUCAGUCUACAACGGAUGAAUAUGGUACACAUCGCUACUUCCCACUGAGGUAAACCUGUACUGGUUAAGUGUGAUAACAGCACAGUGCUUCCUUUAAAUACCUGCUUGUAACAUCUUCCUCGUGUAUCUGAUGUUGGGGCCUGGCAACAGUCACUUGUCUGAAAAAGAGUGCCUGCUCAGGUGAUUAUUUUAUUUUCAUCUUUAGAUAGGUUUUGAGUGAUGCACAGCUCAGGCUAUGGGAUAGAUUUUUAUGCUGGCUGAACUGAAGGCCACAGUUCAAAGCUUUUGUAUUACAAAAGUAAGUGGAAAAAUUAAAUAUGCAAGUACUGUAUUGUUAGUCCAUAGAUUACACUACUGGCAGUUUAAAUUUAAACGCUGAACUUCCUUUAUCUCCCAUUGUUUAGCUGAAUAGCUCUAGUAGUGUAUUCGAUGCCAUUUCCUUCCACUCGAACACUAGAAAUAAGUAAACUUGCCACCUUGUUUGUAUGGCAAUAACUGUGCAGUUCAUGAUGUCUUUCAGUAUUACCAGAAUACUAUCUGGAUCUUGUAAAAGACUGUUCAUUUGUACUCGGAGUUGUGUAAGGAAGCAUGAAUAAUCUCUUCCUUGUUUGUGUCUCCACCUAGAAGGCUUACGAAAGUCACAGAAAUGCUCAUCAGGUAGAACUUUUCCUUUAAGUAACAUAGACAUAGUGGAUUGCCUGCGGUUAGGGCUAACUUAGCAAUGCAUUCUUUGAUUCACUUCCUAGUUUUGGUGCUUACAAUUUCAGAACAUGUCAAGUAAAGUAGUAAAUUCCAGGUGAGGUGCUCAGCCUUGUUGAAGCGGCACACCAUUCCUGCUGAGAACUGUUCGCUGUACAAGGGAACCAUUACCUCGAUUCACUGUUCCCCACGUAUACCGAAAUGUAUUGGUGAAGGUGUCGAUCAUGCUUCAAAAAUCUCUGUAUCAACUUCCCAGUGGUUUUUGACCCUCUACUUGAAUUCACAUUAAACUUAUGAACCUGC
This is a messenger RNA of Dromaius novaehollandiae (emu), 2988 nucleotides long. RefSeq names its product phosphoglycolate phosphatase (gene PGP). NCBI's taxonomy places the organism in Eukaryota, Metazoa, Chordata, Aves, Casuariiformes, Dromaiidae. The transcript is spliced from 2 exons. The record is from RefSeq and is a predicted model, not a curated record. The coding region runs from base 32 to 970 and encodes 312 amino acids. Gene Ontology annotation, molecular function: sn-glycerol 3-phosphatase activity.